Molecule: messenger RNA, 3300 nt
Organism: Eucalyptus grandis
Lineage: Eukaryota; Viridiplantae; Streptophyta; Magnoliopsida; Myrtales; Myrtaceae
Product: probable serine/threonine-protein kinase At1g09600
Exons: 9
Coding region: 754-2910 (718 amino acids)
Biological process (GO): positive regulation of transcription elongation by RNA polymerase II; protein phosphorylation
Cellular component (GO): cyclin-dependent protein kinase holoenzyme complex; nucleus
Molecular function (GO): ATP binding; cyclin-dependent protein serine/threonine kinase activity; RNA polymerase II CTD heptapeptide repeat kinase activity
Source: RefSeq, a predicted model, not a curated record
CUCCUGCAAGGAAAACUUGCUCAAACGUAGCCCUUCACUCCUCUCUUUCUUGCUUGUACAGGAGGGAAAAGUUCGUCCAAAAAGAGAGAUCUUUUGGAUCGCUUCGUCGAAGCGAAAUCCCGUGGCAUUGGAUUUGAUUAGCGAGUUGACGCAACAAUCUGUCCCAACCCUCUGUCUCUCACAUCCACCGGCUCUUCGCCUUUUCAGGGUCCGAGCUUGAUCCGCAAUUCUCUCCCUCUCUUUUCCCCUCUCUCUCUCUCUCUCCCUCUCUCUCCCUCCUUUCUUGCCCCUCCCGCCUCACAUUUCGAAGCAAAAACCAACUUGGAGCAGACGUUAUGGUUUUUUAGACAUUUCCCAUUUAGGAUUUUCCUCGUGGCAGCUCGGAAGUUCGGACGUUUGGUUCCCAUCCCUGUUCUUGUUCCAAGGCAUUGGGGGUUUCUCAGCAUAGGAGGGAAGUAGGGACGGUCAUUUGCCACCUCGAAGUUAAUUUGGGUUGCAAAUAAGGACGGAGAACUUUGGUUGAUUUUCUGGAUCAGGGUUUUUCCUCAUUCGUUUUUGCCGUAGGAUUAAGCAUUUCUUGGUUUUCGCAUUGAAGCAAUUCACCAAGGGAAAGUUGUAGAGAUUGAUAGGAAUUAAGAUCCUCUGGUUUCUUUUGGGAAUGCUGAUCGAUGACAGUCUCAAUUUUAGAAAAGAGGGGUUUCUCUCAGAACCGGUACUUUGAUUUGACGAAGAGGGCAAAUUUGAAGUGGGAUAAUGGGUUGCAUUUGCACCAAAGGAAUUCUUCCCGCCCAUUACAGGAUUAAAGACGGGGGUUUGAAGCUUAGCAAAUCUUCAAAAAGGUCUGUUGGAUCCUUAAGGAGAGAUGAACUGGCGGUUUCAGCCAAUGGUGGAGGCAACGAUGCUGCAGAUCGACUGAUAUCAAGCCCACAUGAGGUUGAGAAUGAAGUGGAGGAUAGGAAAAACGUUGAUUUCAAUGAGAAACUGUCAAAAUCCCUUCAAAGACGAGCUACAAUGGACGUGGCAAGUGGGGGACACACACAAGCACAGUUGAAAGUGGGUAAAGUAGGUGGCUUUCCCCUUGGUGAGAGAGGAGCACAAGUGGUAGCCGGAUGGCCUUCUUGGCUGACAGCAGUGGCCGGAGAAGCUAUUAACGGAUGGGUGCCUCGAAGGGCCGAUUCAUUUGAGAAGCUGGAAAAGAUUGGGCAAGGUACUUACAGCAGUGUAUAUAGAGCACGUGACCUGGAAACGGAUACAAUUGUAGCCUUGAAAAAGGUUCGAUUUGCUAAUAUGGACCCAGAGAGUGUUCGAUUCAUGGCAAGGGAGAUACUUAUCUUGCGAAAGCUUGACCAUCCAAAUGUCAUGAAGCUGGAGGGUUUGAUAACUUCAAGGGUUUCUGGCAGUCUGUAUCUUGUGUUUGAAUAUAUGGACCAUGAUCUUGCUGGCCUCGCUGCCACUCCGAGUAUAAAGCUCACUGAAUCUCAGAUCAAAUGUUACAUGCAACAACUACUUCGUGGACUUGAAUAUUGCCACAGCCAUGGUGUUCUACACCGUGACAUAAAAGGCUCUAACUUGUUAGUUGACAACAAUGGCAAUCUCAAAAUUGGAGACUUUGGAUUGGCAACUUUUUUCCGGACCAAUCAAAAGCAGCCUCUAACGAGUCGCGUAGUCACUCUCUGGUACCGACCUCCUGAGCUGUUGCUUGGUUCUUCAGAUUAUGGAGCUUCUGUGGAUUUGUGGAGUUCUGGUUGCAUCCUAGCUGAAUUGUUUGCUGGGAAGCCCAUAAUGCCUGGAAGAACAGAGGUGGAGCAAUUGCACAAAAUUUUCAAACUUUGUGGGUCUCCGUCAGAAGAAUAUUGGAAGAAGUCAAAAUUGCCACAUGCAACCAUUUUCAAGCCUCAGCAACCUUACAAGCGUUGUCUCCUGGAGACAUUUAAGGAUUUUCCUUCAUCUGCAUUGGGCCUGCUAGAUGUUCUUCUUGCAGUUGAACCAGAAUGCCGUGGAACGGCUUCCUCAGCCCUUCGGAAUGAGUUCUUCACAUCCAAUCCUCUUCCAAGUGAUCCGUCAAGUUUGCCGAAGUAUCCAUCAAGCAAGGAGUUUGAUGCCAGACUUCGAGAUGAGGAAGCCAGAAAGCGUAAAGCUACUGCUGGUAAAGCUCGUGGUCUUGAAUCAAUUAGAAAGGGUUCGAAAGAGUCUAAAGUUGUGCCUACAUCAAAUGCCAAUGCUGAUUUAAAGGCAUCCGUCCAGAAGCAACAAGAGCAAUCGAAUCCCAGAAGUAUCGGUGAGAAACCAGGAGGAAUGACCCAGAACAAUUUCAUUCUAUCUGGACAAUCAGCACAACCCAGUCUUAAUGGAUCAACACAAAUUGGAAAUGCAAAUGAGGUUGAGGCUUUGAUUGUGCCAGACCGAGAACUUGAUUCUCCAAGAGGUGGGGCCGAGUUGAGAAGGCAGAGAUCUUUCAUGCAAAGAAGAGCAUCACAGUUAUCCAGGUUUUCUAAUUCUGUUGCAGUGGGAGGUGAUUCGCAUCUCGAUUGUAGUAGGGAGAAGGGUGCUAACACCCAAUGGAGGGAUGAGGGUUUUGUUGCCAGGUGUAGUCAUCCAGAUGGUGGUGAAUUAGCGGGAAAGCAUGACUGGUCACAUCAUUUGUUACAUAGGCCGAUAUCUUUGUUUAAGAAGGGGGGAGAGCACUCCCGGAGAGAUUCCAUUGCGAGUUAUUCUCCCAGAAAGGGCCGAAUCCACUAUUCUGGACCUUUGCUUCCCUCGGGAGAUAACCUCGAUGAAAUGCUCAAGGAGCAUGAGCGGCAAAUACAAAAUGCCGUCCGGAAAGCUCGCCUUGAUAAGGUCAAGACGAAGAGAGAGUAUGCCGAUCACGGGCAGACGGAGUCACUUCUCUAUUGGGCAAAUGGUAGGUGACUAUAAGGAUGACAAGGAGUAAGUGCAUUUCUCUCUCGAAGCAAGGAGGCCCAUGAGACGGCAACAAUGUCGACAGGAAGCAGAAUUCCUAUCCAGAAGCGGUAAAAGAUAUGAUCGACACAAGCAUUUUGUGUUGGAGCCUCAGCUAAUUGUAUGUCAUCGAGUACUUUUUCGAAGCACUUGAUGAUGCUCCUUGCUUCGGACGGAUUUGGUAAAAUCAGGUGGCGGUCUUGUUUGGUGCUCCAACAAUGGAAAGGGCUGUAUAUUGUCAAUGUUUACUCUGAUUGUUGGAAGGAUUCUCUGUACAGUGAUGGCCCAUCCCUAUCUAUUCAUUGACUGUUCCCUGAUUAUGGAAAUGUUAAUACAUAAUUCGAAAUAGUAUGGCUGAAA